CUGUUUUUCUUACAAGCGGCCAUCAGGCCUCUCUCAGAAAACCACAGGACUAGCUACGGGCAACUACCCGCUGCCCCUCAUCUUCGGACAGCGAUGAAGGAAACUGGCAUUGGAUUCAUGCAAGAGAAAGCUUCCCAACUUUAUUGCGGGAUAUACCCGGCCCUCAGGGAGGCGGGGGGCUCCUGCCACUCUGCACCAAGAAGGGAUAUCCCCCUCCCACUGUUUCAGUGGCAUAAAAGCCCCGAUUCUCAGAGGAGAUCCAUGAGGGCAGGGCCCUGACCUGCAGGCCCCAAGUCUGUUGGGGGGCUCGGGACUCGGAGUUGAGCCAGGCUGGCAUCUAGAUCUCCCAUGAGGCCAAACAUCAGCCCCUCGGUGACAGCACAGUCCCCUUGCCGGAAGAGCCGGUGAUCUCUUCCCCUACCAUAGGCCUUGGCAACGUGCCCACUGGACUCUCCUUGGACUGUCCACUGACCGUGCUUUGUCUAGAAGCUAGCUCUGGAGCGCCCUCGAGUGCUGGAGGCAGGGCCGAUAAUAAAGGGCACUGAAAGCCAAAGGGCAGAACCCUCAAAUCCCCGGCAACCCCAGCUUAAGCCCUUACCAGAAGGCUCGUGGACUUGGUCUCGGCUGGUUCCAUGCCUGAGCUGCAGAUGCCAGGCUGGCCCCCCAGGGCCAAGAACCAGGCUCAGACCUCUCUAGCUCCUUGGAAGCACCACUGUGAGCUGGUGCAGAUGCCUGUGCCCCCCUUACCACCUAACAUCUCCCAGAACUCGUCCCGAAGACUCUUCCUGUCAGAAGCAAAAAUGUUUUUAUUGGGCUCAAUUUCUGCUGCCUGAAGCAUCCCUCUCCUCCCAAAUCUCUUUGGCCCAGUGUCCUGCAAGCUCCAGGUCCGGCCAGUGGAGGGGGACGGGGAACCCUGGCUUUCUGGUGCCACCAAGGCGACUGGCCUUCUCCUCCCAGAAAGCCUUGAGCCCCAGCACUCUCCCUGGCCUGGCCCCAGUCAAUGAGUCAGUCUCAGUGAUGGCUUCCCAGGCAUAAAUAUUGGGGGGCACUAUAGGCAAUCUCAGUAACAGCUUCCCAGGGAUAAAUGCUGGACAGUUCCUAGAAGCCUCUCUGAAGAGGGUGGAAUGACCCAAGCUGCAGCUAGAGGCCAGGCCCACAUGUGUUCUUAAAUGGAGAACAAAAACCUGGGGAAGAGCCCUUUGAGAUGAUGACGAUGGUACAGCUAGCAGAGGGGAAUAUGGAAAGUUCCGAGGCAGAAAUUUAUGUGAAGUUUCAAGAUAAGGAAAGAAGGCGCUUCAGCUCAGGUCUCUGACAACAGGCCCAGCCUAGCCUGCCUCUUCUUGGCCAGUGAACCCCACAGGGGGUCCCACAGUACACAAAGCACUGGGCCUGGAUCCUGGGCAAGCCAUUUCACUUCCAUUUUAUGCCUCAGUUGCCCAAACUAUUAACAUGAGGGUCGGAGUGACAACGCCCACUCCCCAGAGUUAUUGUGAGGAUCAAAUGGAAAGCACUUUGUUCAGUGCAGAGUUCAAGGCUACCAUUGGCUUUCUCCCCCCUGCUGUGCUGCUCUCCUAACCUUGUUUCACAGGCUAUCAUCUUCUGGGGAGGGGGAACUAUACCCCACCUGGCCAUCUUCCCACCAGGUGGGCCAGGUUCUCAUCACUGAGCUCCCGCUGGCACAUGGCAGGAAGGUAGGAGAAGUUCCAACUAAUAAGGGGCAGUCCCAGCCAGCCUGGCCCUACUCUCAACCUGUUGACUUCUCCAUCCCUUUCUUCAAUGCCAACUCCCACAUGGGAACGCCCUCCCACUCUUCUUUCAGCCUCUUCUUCACGAGCUCCAGGCUGGCAUGGGAUAGUUGGGGACUCCCAAAUCUCAGGCACUGGGCCUCGCGAUGAGGGGAGCUUGGCCCAGUGGCCCACUUAGCCAGCCAGCUGACUGGGCUUCUGACUUAGUUACACCUUCAGCACUUUAAAGGUAUAAGCAGGCAUUUUUUUUGGGGGGGGGCACCCAGCCUUCCCGCUUUGUACAACAGUAGCCACCUUUCAAACCCUAGCUUCAGGUGAUUUCUGGGCCCAAUCGCCCACAGCCUCCAACUCACAUUCCCCACACCUUUAGUGUACAUGUAGCACAUAUUUAAGGCUCAUUUUUUAGCUGUUGGGGUACAUGUGUAUGUGUGCAGUGCAAACGUGUUCUAUAGAGAGAGAUGGGGGGGGGGCACCACAGGAACUUCUUAGCCAUUACUUUGUUCAACCACUUCCUUUUAUAAAGAAGGAAACCGGUCCGGAGAUCUUUACAGCUGACUCCAGUGGGCUCUCCAGCCUGACUGGAGCUCCGGCGCCUCUACGACUCUCUUCUUUUUCAGCUCCGUUUCAGUCUCGUCCGUGUUCCUCUGCCAGCUUCCCUCUCCCGGCUGGCACGCCGGCCGCCCCCUCCUUCCCUCCCCCCCGCCCACCCCGGGGCCCGGGCACAGCGAGGGUGGGUGGGUGGGGGGGGCCACUUUGUCGUCAUCCUUCACCGCUGCCUCAAGGGAGCAUCUGAAGACUGCGGACUUCGUGAGAAGAGCCGGCCCCAGAGCACCCCAAGCGGAAGAGGGAAAUAAAUGGACAGAGCAACUGCUAGCUGAGUCCGAGGGGAAGGAGGAACAGGCUUUGUGGGCAUCCGACUUGGCCAAGUUCCUCCUUAUUUCUGGAGGAGAAAGGGGCAGCCGGCCGGGUGGGAAGCGCCCGAAAGGGUGCUGAGAACAUGCCCACCCCGUGCCCUUGAACUCCUGCGGAGAACCAGCCCCUGGCCUUCCCCUCUCCUCCCAGUCUCGGGGCUGGCACCUAGGCCUCGGCUCACUUUCUAAACAAAGCCACGUGUCCCCACAGUGCGCUUCCCCCCCACCCCCACCCCUGUCAGAGGAUCCCCAAUUGGCAGUCUCCCCUCAGCUCGGAACCUCCUCUCGACUGGAGCAGGCGCGGGACUUCAGCAGGGAGGAAAGGGGGGGGGGGGCAGGGAGAGGUGUCGCCAGGAGGCGGAGCCCCUAGGACGACUUUCGCCUGGCCGGGACACACUUCUUAAAUUAGGGGGAGGGGGGCGGCCAUCUGUGACUCGGGGCCGGGGUCGACUCGUGCUAUACCCCUACCUGAGCCGUUCGGGCCGGAGAGGACGCGAGCCUCUGGAAGGGCCUACCCAGUGAUGUGCCGACCUUCGUGGGCUUUGGAGUUCUCGAUUCGGCGUAGUGCUGGAGAGCCCGCGGCAUCGGGGGGUGGGGGGAACGCGAAAGGGUAAAGAGCAGUGAGGGUGACAAGACCUAGAAGCCCGCGCAAACACUGGGCUGGCGAUCGCAAGCGCUAGCUAAACCGCGCGAGAGGAGUCGCGUGCGUGCGCAUUCGGGAAGGAAUAGGCUAGACACCGGAACACGGACUCCAGAACGUAACUUUCGUGCUGCGCGUGCGCGAACGAGCAGGACGAAGGCGAAGGACUUUAUUGGCACCAACUCAAAGCGCUCUGGGACUUCUUGGCGCUCCUGCGCCGGCGCGCGGUCCCGAAUGAGGCGGUCCAGGGAGGAGAUGGCCCAGCUCGCCUCCUCCCGUCUGUGUGAAGGAUCUGGGGAGACUCCAGGUUCUGUUCCCGAAUCGGCUCCAAGGUCUCUCGAGACGAGGGAGGGGCCCCGGCGAACUGGGAAGAGAAACCGGGAAAAGCUUCUCUUUCCCAUGUGGGGCAGGCUAGACCGGAAGGGGCGAGGGAGGGGCUCCCAGCUCCCACCGGAACUCACGCAAGAAUCCCCCUUUUGUCCACUGCCAUGGCAACGGUGACGCUAUCUCUCGUUAUAUAACCGCGGGAGCAGACAACUCUCCGGAGUCGGAGCUAGCCCGCUCGGGAGGUGAGGACAUGUGGGGAGAGGGCUGGGGACUGACAAACGGCGGAAAAGGGGACAAGCAGUGAAGGGGGGGAUUAUACCUGGCCUGGGGCGGGGCGUGAAAGAAGGGGAGGCGGCACCGAGGAAAGGGAGACCGUUAGGACUGGAUCUGGGCGGCUAGGGGACCUUCGCCAGCUAGGUCCCCUUUUCCCAAUAUAGCCCACAGAAACAUGCCAUCGCUUUCGGCACAUCAUGGGAGGCUAGACCUAAAGACAAAGACUUGUGAGGGCCGUCGAGUCUCAAUUUACUGGGUGGGGGAGGGCAUUGAGAGCUAGAGACAAGAGACAAUAGGCCAGCAUGGCAAAAGCAGUCAAAGCUCUAGUCAGGAUGGGAUCCCAAGGCCAGAGCGCUGGGGGCUGAGUGGUAGGAGCCGGAUCACAGUCCCAACUCUGUUCCCUUCUCUUUCAAUUAGACAUCGAGCCAAGAGUGGUUUCAGAAUAGUGGAGGACGUUCUGAAGCGCGCGCAUUGAGGAGCAAAUUCAGUGAUCACAAGGGCUCCUUGCAGCUCCUCUGAUCUGUACCAGCAGUCCUUCCAGCCGGAAGCUUGCGAAGGAGCUCCAGGAACAGCAGAAAUCCCCCUAAGUGCUCCUUGUGUCUCUCAGUAUCAAGGUAGGAUGUUCAAAGUAGACAUCCAAUCUGAACAGAAGCAGGCUGUGGCCAUUGAAGCCCGAAGAACCCGAGAAAAACAGAGGCAGAGCCGAAUCUUUAAUGUUCAGAACCAAGUGAUUGGGGUGGACAUGGAAGCCUUAAAAAACCAGGUGAUGGAACGAAGAAAGAGAGAGGAUGCUGAGCGGGCUCGUGAAGAAGCCUUCGAUGCUAACUGUGUCCGGUGUGACUUAAUGGCCCAAAUGCUGGAGAAGGAGGAAGCGCAGCGUGCCCGACAGUUAGCUCAGCAAGUGCAGGCCUUUCGUGAGAAGGAGCAGCAGCCCCAACGCUGCCGAGAGUUUGACCCAGGAAGACUGCAGAAAAAGCCAGUAAGAGCGGGUGACCAGGACCCCUGCUGCGGACCCUCCAGCAUGCAGUACUUUGCGGGGGAAGAUCUGAACUGCACUACACGCCGGCGUCUACAACAAGAACAAUCCCGUCGUGAUUUGGGCCGUCAGUGGGAGGAGCACCUCCAGGCCAAGAGGCAGGAGAAGUAUUUGGAUAUCUUGGAGGGCCAGAGGCAGAUAGAGAUGGAUCUACGCGCUGUUCACCUGGACGAACUGGAGGCUACCCAUCGUAGAGUCAAGGAUGUAGCCAUGGCAAAUUACAACAGGUCUCAGGCCACGGAAAUGGACAUACAGCAGCAACUGGCCCGCCAGAGGGAGCAGGAUGACAACCUCACUGAAAUCUAUAAUCACCUGACCAGUGACAUGCUGACUGAGAAGCGCCCUGCUUCCUCAAAAUCACAAAAAGUGAUCCCGAAACACUGGAAGGGCAUGAGCCCUGAACAAAUAGCUGCCAUCCAGAAGGAACAGGCAGUACAGCGCCUUGAAGCCCAACACCGGCGGAAGGCCGAGAAGCGCCAGGAAGCCGAGUGGGCCCGUCAGGAGCAGAUGGCUGCUCAGACUGCUUGCCAGCUGGAACAUGAGCAACAAGUCCAAGCACAGAAGCUGCGUCGGGACCUGGACGCCUACAACAAGGAGCUGGCUCAAGAGCAGCAAGCCAAAAAGGACUACCUGGACAAAGUGGUGUACACCAACGAACCCACAUCCCAGUUCUACCUGCAGUUCAACACCAGCAGCCGCUGAGUUGGGAGGCUCAGCCCUAGCAUGUGGAACUCGGGCUAGGGCAGGAGUGGAAUUCAGUGAAAAAAUAAAAGGAUUUGGGGGA
Molecule: messenger RNA, 5716 nt
Organism: Antechinus flavipes (yellow-footed antechinus)
Lineage: Eukaryota; Metazoa; Chordata; Mammalia; Dasyuromorphia; Dasyuridae
Gene: RIBC1
Product: RIB43A domain with coiled-coils 1
Exons: 7
Coding region: 4516-5634 (372 amino acids)
Source: RefSeq, a predicted model, not a curated record